This is a messenger RNA of Seriola aureovittata, 2388 nucleotides long. RefSeq names its product AKT1 substrate 1 (proline-rich) (gene akt1s1). The record is from RefSeq and is a predicted model, not a curated record. Gene Ontology annotation, cellular component: cytoplasm. Lineage: Eukaryota; Metazoa; Chordata; Actinopteri; Carangiformes; Carangidae. Bases 600 to 1658 code for a protein of 352 amino acids. Gene Ontology annotation, biological process: negative regulation of protein kinase activity; negative regulation of TOR signaling; neurotrophin TRK receptor signaling pathway. The transcript is spliced from 6 exons.
UUAGUGCUUGCUAGCUUGCUGGUGGUGCAGAGCCUAGCAAGGGGAGAGAAACCGUGGGAGAAGGUAGAAUACGUCUGAUAUAAAAGAAGUAAAGUUUAAGAUCGAUAAACAUCUGGUAACACGGAAGAAGGAAACUGAACAGGUAUCACCAGCAACUUGGCAACAUCUUUUCUCUCCCCUGGCUCUCCAGUGUGUAAGGACACCGCCCACUAUUUAUACACACACUCAUAUAUAUAUCAUAUCAUAUCAUAUCUUAAAGUCACCUAGUGCCUCUUUACCUGAUAGAUUAUUUUCCCCUGCAUCUUCACCUGUGCAAAAAUUAACAGAACACCAGCAAGACAGAAGAAACAAAUCUCAAGUGAGUUUUCAACCGUUUGAGCAAAGUCAGAAGCACCACAGCUACCAAAGUUAACCAUCUUUAAAAGUUAACUGUAACUGUUAACUUUUAACUCUCCUUUAUUGAGUUGAUGCCCUCAGAAUCAACCAUAUCCAAGCUUCUGUUUAGUCUAACUCUCAAAACUCUUCAUUCAUCAUUCAUCAGCAUUGCUCUCUUCAAGUCAGUUAAUUGAAGAAAGCUGUAAACAGCACUUAGCACCAUUAUGGCCUCCAUCACCCAGUCGUCCGAGCCUGAGAUCCCAGACAACCACAAAGAGAGUUGGCUGGCGCUACUUUCUGCUGCGGAAACGUAUUGCCAAAAGUCAGGCUGCGACCUGGCCAUACUUACAGCCUGUAAGAAGUUCCGGUUGUCAGCUGGAGAAGGAGAUGGGUUGAGGAAGCGGGAGAGCAGCAGUGCCUUUCCGAGGGAGUGUGAUUUCUCCUACAGCGUAUGGGGUCAAGGGUUUCUGGCCGAGUCGGCGCGUCGCUACAUGGAUGACAUCGGCGUGCUGCACUCCACAACCAUGCUAACAGCCCAAAAGCACACACGCCAGGCUGGAGGGGAGGGAGGAACCAAGCUGAUGGUUGACCUGACCUCUGACCCUGGACACAGGGGGAACUUCACGGGAGACAGUGGGGUGGGUGGAGUCAGUCCCAAUGGCAGACUCUACUCCCAAAGCUACCCGUCGAUUUACAGCUCGGGAGCUGUUACCGGGCAGGGCGGCGGGCAGAAUGGUAAUGGAGAGAGGGAGAGAGAGAAGAGUGUGCUGGAGGCUGAGCGAGGGAGACAGAGGUCUGGGAUUGUGGAUUUGGAAGAAGAAUGUGAAGAUGAGGAAGAGGAGGAGGACAUGGAUGAGAGGAGACCCUAUGGGAAUGAAAGUGCUGGUGUCUUCUCGAUGGACGAGGACUCACUGUCUCGGGACUGUGAGCCGUUUUUUGAAUCUGAUGGGGAGGAGGAGAGCACUGAUGGCUCUUUGAGUGAGGACGCUCCUCCUCCAUCUCGUGGCAUGGCUAUGGGUCAGUCUGCGUACUCAUCCCGUCACGCCCACCCCAUGGCUCUGGCCCGCUCGCUGCCUGUGUCUGUGCCCGUGUGGGGCUGCAGAGGAAGCCGAGCUGCUCAGGGAGAGAGCAACAGUGGAGAACGGGUGGGCUGUGCUGACCUGGAGCACAUCGCUGCCAGUAUGAAAGCCCUGCUGGCCCCCGGAGCCACUGACGGGACGGAAAUGUUUGGGGCCCUGCCUCGGCCCCGCCUCAACACAGGGGACUUCUCCCUCAAGCACUGAGAGAGAGAGAGUGAGGCGAGCAGAGAGAAGAGAGAGAGAGAAAGGGAUAGAGGGAGCAAGUUAGAGCGAUAAAGGAAACGCGGGGAGGUGUUGUCCUGACGGGAGGGGGACCUGGACUGGCUGAUGUGUGACGUACAGUAUGUGAAACGGUGUAAAAGCUAGUACCUCCAUUUCUUUCUCACUAACCAAAAUUAACGGCACAUGCUUCGAGGAGUAACUGCAGAAAGAAAUGUUGUCAUGAACACUAGUAACAUUUUCAACACUACCCCCUGCCCCUGUCCCCGCCUCCACCCCCGCCACGUCACUACACAUUUCACAAUACUAGCGACUACACACACCCCCCCCCAAACACUACAUUAGGAUUGGACAAUCUAUUCCUUUAAAAAGGGGUAGAAACAAGAGAAAUGUCUGACUUAACGUGAAGCUUGUGGCUUUUCAAAAAUGUGAGCGGAGGACACCAGCACCUCCUCAUAACAUGCCUAUUUGUACUUUUACUUUUGCCAAUGAAUGACUGACUGAUAGAAUGAUUGUAAAUCAAUACUGGGUUAUUGGGGAUGGUAUUGUUUUUUUUUUUUUGUUUUUUUUUUUUUGUUUCUGGCUCCAAAUAUGUUGAAGUGACUGAAUGAAUGAGAAAGUGACUGUGUGUGUGAGAGAGAAAGAGAGAGAUGGGUUGAUUUAAAAGGAACAAAUGUCCAUCUCUGACGAAAACAAAUAAAUGUUCCGUUAAGUA